AUGAAAUGUAGUUUGCCCACUCAACUGCCAAAUGGCUUUCCCGACUUUCUCCCCCGAUUCUCCUUCCAUCUCCUUCCCAUCUCACCCAUCUGCCUGCAGAAACUAUCUGCCCUCCUCUCCAUCUCUCUUCGCUUCGCCACCACAGUCAGCACCACCAUCCACACAGCCUCCUCUCUCCCGGGCCUUGAUUCGUCAUCUUCAUCAUCAUCAGCAGGAGGAGGAGGAUGGGGAGGAGGAAGGGGGGGUUAUGGGUCGGAGGGUAGAACCAGUGGAGGCGAGCUGGCUGAUUAUGCCUACGGUGAUGCCACGUCAGAUGCCAAGGGACAGGCGGCGCGGGCGGCAUUCCGUCGGCAGUUAGCGGUGGAGGAGCUACAGCGGGGUUUGGAGCGGGAAGGGUUUGUUGAAGAGAUGAGCGCCAUGCACACGGCCUUCGCAGCCUCUCUCCGGGCCGCCACUGCUGCCAUCGCAUCUGCCCUCCGAGACCAUCCAGUGUUGCUCUCACUGCACCUCGCCCUCACCGCCUUUGCCAAAGGCCUUCCUUAG
Molecule: messenger RNA, 543 nt
Organism: Closterium sp. Naga37s-1
Lineage: Eukaryota; Viridiplantae; Streptophyta; Zygnematophyceae; Desmidiales; Closteriaceae
Source: the annotation of a GenBank genome assembly